This is a messenger RNA of Plenodomus lingam JN3, 159 nucleotides long. RefSeq lists its product as uncharacterized. Lineage: Eukaryota; Fungi; Ascomycota; Dothideomycetes; Pleosporales; Leptosphaeriaceae. The record is from RefSeq and is a predicted model, not a curated record.
AUGGUGGUCACGAUACGGCGUUGGCCAAACUUUCAGUUCUCUGCAAACUUUCAGUUCUCUGAACAUUCGAAUUUGAAUCUCAGUGUUCUUUUACAAACGCUAAUAGUUCCAAAUGUCCCGUUCAUUACAGUCGAUCUGAGAAGGAUUCGGCAUCCCUGA